Xylaria bambusicola is the source of this 2849-nucleotide messenger RNA. RefSeq names its product chaps-domain-containing protein. Gene Ontology annotation, cellular component: exomer complex. The record is from RefSeq and is a predicted model, not a curated record. Gene Ontology annotation, molecular function: protein binding. The coding region runs from base 412 to 2526 and encodes 704 amino acids. Lineage: Eukaryota; Fungi; Ascomycota; Sordariomycetes; Xylariales; Xylariaceae. Gene Ontology annotation, biological process: Golgi to plasma membrane transport. The transcript has 5 exons.
ACUGCUUGGCGGCCCAGUCCUGCGGGACUGUGCGGGUACAGGAGUUUACUAUGUAGAUGGAACUUGCAACUUACCUAGCUAUCGGCGUCUCAUCUCGUUCGUACCUACUACCUAACUACGUAGUACGUACCUACCUCUCCGACAUCUCAUCUUAAAAAUAACGGACCACGCAACAGCCGUGGCUCUGGCUCUGGCUCCGGCUCCCGUUUGGACCUCCCCGUCGCAUCAUCAACUCUCUCGACCAUACGAUCCAAGCACAUAUAUUCCAUUCGCAGCUCUGUAUGUGACUUAUUCCCAAAAUUAGAGUUAUCCAGGCGGUGGACAUACACACUAGCCGUGUCCAACUAACCUGAGAGCUAGCAAGGAAAGCUGCCUGCACUCCUUGGCCUACGAGCCACCACCGCGACGACAAUGCCUGCACCCGCAGUUCCAGAGAUCUACGAGGAGGUCUUACACGAGUCAAUUGACACCCGUACCGAGACACUCGUCUCUCUUCGCGAACUCGGACCCCCCGACCUCGUCCACUUGCUCAAGCAGAACUUGAAAAGUCCGGUUCGAUCGACGGGCGUAUACCACCAUGUCACCGGUGUCGAUGCCUCCUCCUCGGCUAGUCUUGCGGCUUAUAUCAACACACUGACCUACAAGGAGCACGGCCAAACACCCACCAGCAAGAUUUUCGAGGGUAUCUACUGCUGCUACAAUGCCUUCUCCCGCCUUGACAUGCGCGUUCACGUCACAAUUCCUGGCACCGUCGAGGCCUUCUGUGUCGAUGAGCGAGGCGAGAAGCGUAAAGCCACUGACGAGCUCUGGCUUGAAACAUAUCUUUGUAGCGUGUUGCGCGCCUAUUCGUACGCUGAUGACGGUAGUGGGGAGACCAUUCGCAAGAUUAUGGGGGUGCGGCGGUUCAAUCCGGUUACUAACACUGAGACUGAGCAUCGUUUCCUGAGCGCCGCCGAGACACUGUUUUUCAGAGGCUGGCAAUUGGGCUCUGAUUCUAUUGUUCAGGUACCGAAUAAUGUGUCAAAUCACUUGACUUCUGGCUUGUUAAAGUAUUUCCAUACAACGGGUCGUUUCACUUCUGCCAUCAACCUCUUCGAGAAGCUCCGAACACAGAAUGUUGAAGUGUCUUCGCUGCUCGCCAAGGUCCUCUUCAUGGGAAACGAAGAGGUUCAAGGUGUCCGUGUACUCUAUCACGCCUUGAAAGAAUCCUCCAUGGAUUAUGUCAUGCUAGAUACCCAGGCUGAGUUCCUUAUCAAAAAGGCGAUGAUAGCCGAUACACCCACGCAGAAGGAAAACAUAUUGAAAAUGGCUCUAGGCUGUGCUGAUCGCAGUACUAUUGCUGCGCCUAGUGAAUUCAGCACGUGGGCUCGACUAGCCCAGGUCUAUGUCGCUUUAGAGGACUGGGAGAACGCCUUGACAAUACUUAAUUCCUGCCCUAUGUUCACAUAUCAGGAUAAGGAUGCUCCAAUAAUGCCAGAGCCAAAGGAGGUGUACCUCCCAACGCUACCCGAAACUAGGCUCGACGAGAUUGACAGUGAACCAGAGUCAAGAUUUUCAGAGCAGGUAGACCCAAGCUUACUAAACGUUCGAGCAGCGAAUUAUCGAGGUACCUUUAAGUUAGCAUAUAAUAUUCUUACCGAAAUGACCGCGAAGAUUGGUUGGGACCAACUAUUGAAAAUUCGCAGCUCAGUUUUCGUUAUGGAAGAUGAGUAUAGAAGCGAUCGACAGGAUGACGCCUCGCACGGUCCAGCCUCAAAGCGCAAUCCUAGUACAGAUGGGCUUCGUGGCUCACCGGAGCCCUCUACCAACGGCGAUCAUGAAACUAAGGAGAGAGAAAUUGAGAAGUCUGAUGUGAAGCCUGAAGAGGAGCCUGGCGAAAGUGGUAACAUGCCGAACACGGUGGCUAGUGGCAAUGGUGACGGCACGUUGGAAAAACCAACGCAUACCAUCGACCCUGGUGAGGUCAAGGCUGAUGGCGAUACUACGGCAACUACUGAUGAGCAUCUCUCUCGACUAAACAACAAGCGUCUUUGCGAAAGAUGGUUAGACAGCCUAUUCAUGGUUCUUUACGAGGAUCUACGCGUCUACACGAUCUGGAGGACGCAGAUGGCACAGUAUAGAGCGCAGUCGAUGCAGUAUACGAAGUCCGCCGAGGAGUGGGAAAUUCUAGGUGCUUUGGCAGAACGCUUGCAACAUCACGAUGAGGCAGCUGAGGCAUAUAGGGCAUGUCUUGCGGCGCGUUUUAGCCCCAAGGCACUGUCAGGCAUCCUACGCGCUUUUCAGAAAGAGAAGAAUAUCGACGACACCGUACGAGCCGUCAUUCGAUUGGUAACUUGGCAAUACCGAUGGUAUUCUGAGUUCUCGCCCGAACUCCUACACACAAUACGAGUCCUUAUUGAAGAGCAGGGCGCAGUCAAAGUAAGAUCACAUAUUCAAUCAACGAAAUUGCCACAACCCGUUCUCGACUUGACCCAUCUCUACGCAUCCUUGUGUGCCGCUUUUAGAAGCAGCGGGACGGACGGCUAGGUGUAAUUCUUCGAUAGCAACAUUGUAAACAUUAAGGGAGUGUCCUGUAGUGCAGAUUGGGCAGUAAGGGGUUCAAAAGGUCGCUGUCAUACAUAGCUCGAUAAUAAUUAGCAGAAAUGGAAAAAUAAUACGAUACCCCCACGAGCAUUCGGUUACGGCGAGGUUUCGUUGCAUGUCAUGUCGCUACACAUUUCACAUAGUUAACUUUCUGAUUCUCAUAUUAGAACCUGUGAAGUGUGUGAGCAGCAGGCCAGGUAAGACCAGGAUGGAGUUAACCCCAAGCGUGCUCCUAUAACCCUUCGCGCAGUCACUCUUCCCAUUAG